Messenger RNA from Microthlaspi erraticum, 1527 nucleotides. Lineage: Eukaryota; Viridiplantae; Streptophyta; Magnoliopsida; Brassicales; Brassicaceae. The record is from the annotation of a GenBank genome assembly.
AUGGCGUCUCGGAGAGUCUUAUCAUCUCUUCUCCGUUCAUCCUCCAGCAGAUCUGCUGCCAAAUUCGGUAGCCGCAACCCUAGGCUUUCGUCUCCUUCCCCCGCUCGCUGCGCUGCUCCUUUUGGUAACCUCCUCGGACGCGUCGCCGAGUAUUCGACCUCGUCACCGGCUAGCUCAGCUUCGCCAUCCUCUGCUCCAGCAAAGGAUGAGGCGAAGAAGACUUAUGAUUAUGGUGGCAAAGGUGCGAUCGGGAAGGUCUGCCAGGUCAUUGGUGCCAUUGUGGAUGUGAGAUUCGAAGAUCAGGAGGGAUUGCCUCCGAUCAUGACAUCCCUCGAGGUGCAGGAUCACCCCACAAGGCUGGUGCUUGAGGUGUCUCACCAUUUGGGUCAAAAUGUCGUCAGGACCAUUGCUAUGGAUGGUACUGAAGGUCUCGUCCGUGGAAGGCGCGUUCUCAAUACCGGUGCUCCAAUCACUGUCCCUGUUGGAAGAGCUACCCUUGGACGUAUCAUGAAUGUUCUCGGAGAACCCAUCGACGAGAGAGGCGAAAUUAAAACCGAUCACUACCUACCCAUCCACAGGGAUGCUCCGGCUUUGGUUGAUCUAGCCACCGGGCAGGAGAUCCUUGCUACUGGUAUUAAGGUUGUUGAUCUCCUUGCGCCUUACCAAAGAGGAGGAAAGAUUGGGCUCUUUGGAGGUGCUGGUGUCGGGAAAACUGUGCUCAUUAUGGAGCUGAUCAACAAUGUGGCCAAAGCUCAUGGUGGUUUCUCCGUGUUUGCUGGUGUGGGAGAACGAACCCGUGAAGGCAAUGACUUGUACAGAGAAAUGAUUGAGAGUGGUGUCAUCAAGCUAGGCGAGAAGCAGAUGGAGAGCAAAUGUGCUCUAGUGUAUGGACAAAUGAUGUCUUGUUGUUUGCUCUAUAUUGAUGAAGAGAUCCCAACUCUGGCUUCUGAUCUUGGUGCUCUUCAAGAGCGAAUCACAACCACCAAGAAAGGUUCUAUCACCUCAGUCCAAGCCAUCUACGUCCCUGCUGAUGAUUUGACAGAUCCUGCUCCUGCCACAACUUUUGCUCACUUGGACGCCACAACUGUGCUAUCUAGACAGAUUUCUGAGCUCGGUAUCUAUCCUGCUGUGGAUCCUUUGGAUUCAACAUCCCGUAUGCUCUCACCUCACAUUCUGGGUGAGGAUCACUACAACACGGCCCGUGGUGUGCAGAAGGUUCUUCAGAACUACAAGAAUUUGCAAGAUAUUAUCGCCAUUUUGGGAAUGGAUGAGCUAAGUGAAGAUGACAAGUUGACUGUUGCCCGUGCCCGUAAGAUCCAGAGAUUCUUGAGUCAACCAUUCCAUGUUGCUGAGAUCUUCACGGGUGCUCCCGGAAAAUACGUCGAUCUUAAGGAAAACAUCAACAGUUUCCAGGGUCUGCUCGAUGGUAAGUACGAUGAUCUGCCUGAACAAUCGUUCUACAUGGUUGGAGGUAUCGAUGAGGUUGUUGCUAAGGCAGAGAAGAUCUCCAAGGAGUCAGCAGCUUAA